Molecule: messenger RNA, 1599 nt
Organism: Nyctereutes procyonoides (raccoon dog)
Lineage: Eukaryota; Metazoa; Chordata; Mammalia; Carnivora; Canidae
Product: transcriptional coactivator YAP1-like
Biological process (GO): hippo signaling; positive regulation of transcription by RNA polymerase II
Cellular component (GO): cytoplasm; nucleus
Molecular function (GO): transcription coactivator activity; protein binding; transcription corepressor activity
Source: RefSeq, a predicted model, not a curated record
AUGCUCUACACCCGUGGCUCUGGAUCCGUCAUCUCCAAGGUCUUGGAAACCACAAGGCGGCCGAGCCCCCGAGUCCCCGAGCCCCGCAGCCCGGCGCUAUGGACCCCGGCCCCGCCGCCCGCCGCCCCGCUCAGCCCAGGGCCCGCCUCCGCGCCGCCUCCCCCGGGCCAGGCCCCGCCGUCCGCUCCCGGGCCCCUCGCGCCUCCGGGGUCGCAGGCGGCGCCGCAGGCCCCCCCCGCCGGCCACCGGAUCGUGCACGUCCGGGGGGACUCGGAGACUGACCUGGAGGCGCUCUUCCACGCCGUCAUGAACCCCAAAGCGGCCAACGUGCCGCAGACGGUGCCCAUGCGGCUGCGGAAGCUGCCCGACUCCUUCUUCAAGCCGCCGGAGCCCAAGGCACACUCCCGCCAGGCCGGCACCGAUGCAGGCAGGGGAGCCCUGAGCCCGCAGCAUGCUCGAGCUCGUUCCUCUGCAGCUUCCCUGCAGCUGGGAGCCGUGUCCCCGGGGACCCUGACGCCCGCUGGGGUCAGCUCCGGCCCCGCAGCUGCACCCAGCGCCCAGCACCUCCGCCAGUCCUCCUUUGAGAUGCCUGACGACGUGCCUCUGCCUGCCGGCUGGGAGAUGGCCAGAACCUCCUCUGGCAGAUACUUCUCGAAUCACGUCGAUCGGACGACGACGUGGCUGGACCCCAGGAAGGCCAUGCUGUCCCGGAGGAGCGUCACGGCGCCCCCCAGCCCCCCAGUGCAGCAGAGCGGGAUGAGCUCAGCCUCAGGUCCUCUUCCUGAUGGGUGGGAGCAAGCCAUGACUCAGGAUGGAGAAAUACGCUACAUAAACCAUAAGAGCAAGACCACCUCUUGGCUAGACCCAAGGCUUGACCCUCGUUUCGCCAUGAAGCAGAGAAUCGGCCAGAGCGCUCCGGGGAAGCCGCCCCCACCUCUAGCCCCGCAGAGCCCUCCAGGCGUCCUAGGGGGCGGGGGCUCCAGCCAACAGCAACAGACGCGCCUCCAGCAGCUGCGGAUGGAGGAGGAGCGGCUGCGCCUGAAGCAGCAGGAGCUGCUCCGCCGGGCAAUGCGGAACAUCAGUCCCAGCACAGCCAAUUCUCCGAAAUGUCAGGAACUAGCUCUUCGUAGCCAGUUACCAACACUGGAGCAGGAUGGCGGGACUCCCAGUCCAGUGCCCCUCCCCCCCGGGAUGUCUCAGGAACUGAGGACGAUGAUGACCAGUGGCUCAGAUCCCUUCCUCGACAGUGGCGCCUACCACUCCCGGGAUGAAAGCACAGACAGUGGGCUGAGCAUGAGCAGCUACAGCGUCCCUCGAACCCCAGAUGACUUCCUGAACAGUGUUGACGAGAUGGACACAGGUGAUGCUAUCAACCAAAGCACCCUGCCCUCCCAGCAGAACCGUUUCCCAGACUACCUAGAAGCCGUUCCUGGGACAGAUGUGGACCUCGGAACGCUGGAGGGAGAUGGGAUGAACAUAGAAGGAGAGGAGUUGAUGCAGAGUCUGCAGGAAGCUCUGAGCUCGGACAUCCUUAACGACAUGGAGUCCGUGCUGGCUGCCACCAAGCUGGACACAGAAAGCUUUCUCACAUGGUUCUAG